AUGAGCUUGCAAGAUUGUUUUACCUUCUUUCUCCUCACAUUUGCAUAUGGGACCUGUGAAGAAGAUUUUAUUCACCAGCAGCCACUGGUAGUUGCUGAACUUGGAGGCAGUGUGACUUUACCUUGUUUUCACUCUGAUGACUUUAUAACCACUAUUUCAUGGUAUAAACAUUCAGCUGGCAAGAAACCUCUUCUUAUAGCACAUUCAGCUCCCAACUCGGGAAAAGUUACAUAUCAAAAUGCCUUUAACAACACUAAUCGAUUCUUUAUCACAAUUGCAAGUGGCUCUUAUAAUUUAAGUAUCAUUCACUUGGAGAAAGAGGAUUUUGCAACCUAUUAUUGUGCUAAGUUUUUCCUGAACAUCAUGAUGUUUGGAGAAGGGACGAUUCUGCUACAUAAUGAAACUGACAGAAAUAUCAGCACAUCUGUUUCAGCUCCAUCAUUUUGGAGUCCAGUUGUUUGUAUCCUGCUUAUUAUAAGUGUAAUAUCCAUUGUUAUGAACAUAGUUCUGGUGAUUCAAAAGAGUCGCAAAAAAGAAACUACAGAACAACUCAGAAGCCAGAUAAAUCAGAUUGAAACAGAUGACUUAAAUUAUGCUGCCCUGCACAUUUCCAAAACAAAGCCCACCACCUCGAGAAGAUCUUCAAUGAAAACCAUCCAGGAAACCAUUUAUUCAGAGACCACAGUACAUUAG
This is a messenger RNA of Danio rerio (zebrafish), 693 nucleotides long. It is a transcript of the gene nitr3b, whose product is annotated as novel immune-type receptor 3b. The record is from RefSeq and is marked validated. NCBI's taxonomy places the organism in Eukaryota, Metazoa, Chordata, Actinopteri, Cypriniformes, Danionidae. Gene Ontology annotation, cellular component: plasma membrane.